CGUCAGGCUUCCCCAGGAUACACAGCUCAGUUCCGCAGACCUUCUACCCCUCAGCCAUGGGAGACGCUGGCAGUGAGCGCAGUAACCCACCCAGCCUGCCCCCGCGCUGUCCCUGCGGAUUCUGGGGGUCCAGUAAGACGAUGAACCUUUGUUCUAAAUGUUUUGCUGAUUUCCAAAAGAAGCAGCCAGAUGAGGACUCCUCCCCCAGCACAAGCAGCAGCCAAUCAGAUAUGUUCCCCAGUGAGACAAAUAGUGACAACGAAAAUACCUCGAUACCCACGCCGACUGUUACCCCUACGCAGCCCAUCCUGACAGACCUGAAUGUAGCUUCUCCCAGCAAAGAGGAAUGUGGGCCCUGCACAGAUACAGCUCACGUCUCACUAACCACACCAACCAAAAGAUCCUGCGACUCAGAUUCUCAGUCAGAGGACGAUGUCUCACUCAUGAAACGACCUCGGCUACUAGACAGCGGGGACAGUAGCAGCAGAUCCAAACAGAAGAGCCGUCGCCGCUGCUUCCGCUGCCAAAUAAAACUGGAGCUGGUACAGCAAGAACUGGGAUCAUGUCGCUGUGGUUACGUGUUCUGUAUGUUACACCGUCUCCCUGAACAGCACGACUGCACAUUUGACCACAUGGGCCGUGGUUGCGAGGAGGCUAUUAUAAAAAUAGUGAAACUAGACCGGAAAGUUGGCAGGUCCUGCCAGCGCAUUGGCGAGGGCUGCUCCUGAGUACCACAAUUUCCUACCAAAUGCUGUUUCUCUUAGUUCACUAAUGUUAGCCUUAUUUAGGACAAAGUCAACCAGACUCUCACUA
Molecule: messenger RNA, 813 nt
Organism: Bombina bombina (fire-bellied toad)
Lineage: Eukaryota; Metazoa; Chordata; Amphibia; Anura; Bombinatoridae
Product: AN1-type zinc finger protein 3 homolog
Exons: 1
Coding region: 57-728 (223 amino acids)
Molecular function (GO): DNA binding; zinc ion binding
Source: RefSeq, a predicted model, not a curated record